AUGAAGUUUUCCCACUCUUUACAGUUUAAUGCUGUUCCAGAGUGGUCUUCCAAGUACAUUGCAUAUACCACCUUAAAGAAGUUAAUUUAUUCUUUACAAAGGGAUUCGUUGAGGAAUCAUGGCGGGGAUCUUGAAUCUAGUUAUUUAGCUCCUCAUGAGCAUGGAGAUCGACCGGAUGGAUCGACGGUCUUCCUUGCUGCUUUGGACGCCGAGUUGAAAAAAAUUGAUGAAUUUUAUAAAACAACAGAGGCUGUUGCCUUUCAAAAUACUGAAGAGUUAAUGAGAGACAUUGAGACUUUUGAAGCUGAACUCGAAGGGGCAUCGAAGAGAAGGCCCUCGAGCUUCAGUGAUUUUGGAUUGACCAGAUCGCGGUCAAAGCUGCAAGCUAGUAGAGAAAGGACGGAAUCUGAUGCUUCAGGAGACUACAACGCCGUUACUGACCCCGAUACUGAAUUCACGGAAGGGGAGGAUGGUCGCGAGGAAGAUGAUGACAUUCAAAAUUAUAAUCCAGAGGAGAGACCUAUGCUCAAAUCUAACGGACUGCAAAGUAAAAACAUAGAGGACUAUUUGAAGUCACCCAAGACAAGUGCAAUAUGGGGGGAGAUAACCAACCAAUUACCUCCUCAAUUGAUGCUUUUAUCGGAAAGCAGGGUGAUUCUUAGAAAGAGGGUAAUCGGAUUGUAUACUACACUUUCUGAGUUGAAGUCAUACAUAGAACUCAACCAUACUGGGUUCAAGAAGGCUUUGAAAAAGUUUGACAAGUCAUUGAACACUCAUUUAAAAGAUGAGUAUUUGGAAACUCUUCCUACGAGGUCUUUCAUCUUCAAAGCUUCCACCACUGAGAAGCUAACGGAGCAUUUAGAUUCUUUGGUUAAGCUUUACGCUCUAAUCUGUAACCAUGGUGAUGACUAUGAAGCUGCUCGUUCAGAAUUGUCAAUUCAUUUGCGUGAGCAUGUAAUCUGGGAGCGAAACACUGUUUGGAGGGACAUGAUCGGCUUGGAAAGAAAAGCCCAAGCACCUCGUGCUGAUGGAGCUGAUACGAAACUGUCAGCGAAAAACGCAUUAAACUUUGACUUUUCAUUGAAGAAUCCUACAUUGAUCAAGAUAGUACUGAUUACGAUUCUAACUAUAAUAUUGUUGAACUUUUCACCCUUUGAAGACAAAGAACAAAAAAAUUGUUUUGCCUUAUUAAUUUGUGCAUCAUUGUUGUGGGCUACCGAGGCAAUUCCCCUUUUCGUCACUUCGCUCUUGAUCCCGCUCUUAAUCAUUGUCUUCAAAGUCCUUAAGAAUGAUGAUGGAUCGGUUAUGGAUGCAUUGGAUGGAUCAAAGUACGUAUUGUCAACGAUGUGGAACUCUGUCAUCCUUUUACUCUUGGGGGGUUUCACACUAGCCGCUGCGUUAUCGAAGUAUCAAAUUGCAAAACUCAUGUCCACUUGGAUUUUAUCUAAAGCGGGAACCAAUCCUUCAACGGUUCUAUUGACUAUAAUGGGAGUGGCUUUGUUUGCUUCUAUGUGGAUUUCAAAUGUCGCUGCGCCAGUGCUUUGUUUCUCUUUGAUACAACCGUUAUUGCGUACCCUACCUAAAGAUUCCCAAUUUAUCGAUGCGCUAAUCUUGGGCAUUGCAUUGGCGUCGAAUGUUGGGGGUAUGGCGUCGCCUAUCGCAUCUCCCCAGAACAUGAUAGCAAUUGGCUCUAUGGACCCACAGCCUUCAUGGGGUCAGUGGUUUGUUGUUGCGCUCCCUGUAUGCAUAAUUACCCUUGUCCUUAUUUGGGUAUUUCUUCUCGUUGCGUUUAAAUGCAAUUCAAAAAACACCACUUUAGUGUCCAUAAGAACCAUUGACGAUAAAUUCACAUUGACACAAUGGUACAUAUUGGGAGUUACUAUCAUGACUAUACUUUUGUGGUGCAUUGCUUCCAGGUUGGAAGGUAUUUUUGGCGAAAUGGGAAUCAUAGCCUUGAUACCGCUAGUCCUAUUCUUCGGUCCAGGCCUUUUAGCCACUGAGGACUUCAAUAAUUACCCAUGGAACAUUGUCAUACUUGCUAUGGGUGGAACUGCCUUGGGUAAGGCGGUAGCAUCAUCAGGGCUCUUAUCGACAAUUGCACAAACCAUUCAGGCUGAAGUUGAGGACCUUUCAUUAUUUGGUGUUACACUUACAUUUGGUUUGCUCAUACUCACGAUGGCAACGUUUGUAUCUCACACUGUGGCAGCGUUGAUUAUUAUUCCACUUGUUUCUGAAAUCGGAAACAAAUUACCUGAACCACAUCCCCGACUUUUGAUUAUGGCUAGUGCAUUAUUGUGCUCGGCUGCCAUGGGUCUUCCCACGUCCGGAUUUCCAAAUGUAACCGCUAUCUGUAUGACUGAUGAAUUUGGCAAACCAUACUUGACUGUGGGAACUUUUAUAACUCGCGGUGUUCCAAGUUCGAUCAUUGCUUAUGUUGUUAUCGUGACAGUGGGGUAUGCAACAAUGAAAAUCAUCAACUUCUAG
Molecule: messenger RNA, 2484 nt
Organism: Meyerozyma guilliermondii ATCC 6260
Lineage: Eukaryota; Fungi; Ascomycota; Pichiomycetes; Serinales; Debaryomycetaceae
Gene: PHO91
Product: Pho91p
Exons: 1
Coding region: 1-2484 (827 amino acids)
Biological process (GO): phosphate ion transport; polyphosphate metabolic process; monoatomic anion transmembrane transport
Cellular component (GO): membrane
Molecular function (GO): phosphate transmembrane transporter activity
Source: RefSeq, a predicted model, not a curated record